AUGGUCAGUAUUGAAGGCGCCCGACUUUUGAAGCCCAUAGAAGAGGAGGAGGCGGCUUUUUCCUCUGAGUUUGGGUGUUUUGGGUGUUGUUUUGGUUACAGAUCUGUUAAUAAUGGCCAUGAAAAUUGGUGGCGCCAAGGAUUGUCAAAGAGUAUGAAGAAGGCUCGAGAAUGGUCAGGAUCUGUUGUACACAAGGCAGGGAAUAGUGGGCAGAAAUUGAGGAAUCUUGUGCGCAGGUUGAAGAACAGGAGCAAUAAUGGUGAUAAUGGUACAGAUAUGAAAGCAGGGGUAUUUCGUUAUGACCCUUCAAGUUAUGCUCUUAAUUUCGAUGAUGGAUCGAGGGAAGACCACCAAGCUUUUGUUCGCGCAUGUCACUGA
This is a messenger RNA of Cryptomeria japonica (Japanese cedar), 378 nucleotides long. RefSeq lists its product as uncharacterized. The transcript has a single exon. Lineage: Eukaryota; Viridiplantae; Streptophyta; Pinopsida; Cupressales; Cupressaceae. The record is from RefSeq and is a predicted model, not a curated record. Bases 1 to 378 code for a protein of 125 amino acids.